AUGCCUCCAAAGGGCCAGAACUCUAAUUCUGAAUCUGAAUCGAAGUUGCGGAGUGCUGCUAACAAUAAUUUUGGUAUAAACAGCUCAUCGGGAACAAUUAACACGCGAUCCAGCGGCAAGCAGAGGCUGACAGUAGCCCAACAGCAAUACUUGAAGGAACUUCUAAGAACCCAUGUUCACAAUAACCAUAGGGAUAACUCCCCUCAGCCACAUCCACUCGACUUCGAAAGAUACUCGGAUGACUUUCUACGUCGCUAUAAGGACCAUUACCAACUUCCUAUCGAAGAUAACAUGUCGAUAAAAGGAUACCUUUUAGGGUCCGACCUUGGCUCAAAAACAUAUUCUUACAAGCGUAACCAUCCAUCUCUCCCUGAUGCUCGUGUUACCAAAAAACAAUUAGCUGAUGAGGUGAAGAGACAUUUUACAGCAAGUAUUGUGAAGGAGACAGAAUGCAUACCUGCGUUUAUAUACAAGGUAAGGAAUAGUAAAAAAAAGUUCAGGAUGGAAUUCAAAGGAUGA
Eremothecium cymbalariae DBVPG#7215 is the source of this 519-nucleotide messenger RNA. RefSeq names its product Sap30p (gene SAP30). The record is from RefSeq and is a predicted model, not a curated record. NCBI's taxonomy places the organism in Eukaryota, Fungi, Ascomycota, Saccharomycetes, Saccharomycetales, Saccharomycetaceae. Bases 1 to 519 code for a protein of 172 amino acids. Gene Ontology annotation, molecular function: transcription coregulator activity; protein binding. Gene Ontology annotation, cellular component: histone deacetylase complex. Gene Ontology annotation, biological process: regulation of DNA-templated transcription. The transcript has a single exon.